GUUAGUGGUAUUUAGUUAGACUAUUUGAAAUUGACAGAAAAUAUAUCUUUAGGCAAACAGUCAAGGUCCACGCUAUUCAAUCGUUUAGUAUCGGCAGACUUACACUCUCAACGUUAAAGGAUGUUCCCCAAAGGCAUACAAUUCGCUAAUAAACCUUGGAAGUGUGCAGUUGAACUACUUCAUCAGAUACUUAAUCACCACCCCACUAUCAUUUCUUUAAGUGGUGUUCAUGAUAUACCGAGUCUGACAAAGUUAUGGGAAGGUUUUAUCACGGAUGUGAAACUUAGAAUGGUACAACCGUCGACCGCGUACAAAUUGAUGCGGGAAUUUUUAGAUACAAAUUUUGUCGAGGCAAACAUUGACUUUCAUACCUGUUUAUCCUCCCUCUUAUCAGCAAAUUUAUUCAUACGAUAUAAUGAAUUGGACACGUAUACUCUGGGAUUAUUAAUUUCUACUAUCAAGGAAAAGUGUGAUCAUUUUGUAGCUCGACGGCUUUUCUCGCAUUUUUAUGAACCUAUCCUAUCUUUAAAAUUAAAUAUUUCAGAGGACGGCACAUAUUCGAUUUCUCAAAUGGAACUUAUUAAUCGACUUGAACAGUUAACUAACUAUUGGGUAACAUAUUUAUCUAGCGAAUUUCCCUGUAAUAUAUCCAAAUUCGAUCCAGCUCACUUUUUAUUCGAUUGGAUUAGAUUGGCAUAUUGUUUAACUGUUAGUGGCAUAGUUCAUAAGAGGAUGAAUUACUUCAAUGUUGGCGUGCAGUUUUUAGUUGUAAUAAAAUCAAAGAAUGUGCAACAAUAUGACAGUUUUAUAAAAUAUCUUAUUGACGAAUUAUGGAAUUCAUUGGCAAGUUUAUAUCUCCGAGCAACAGAUCUUUCCUCAAAAUCACCUUUAUCUGGUAGUGAGGAUUCGUCCAAUUCUGCAAAAAUUAGCUCUUAUAUUCAAGGUUCUGCAGAUCAAGAUCUUGUUGACUCUUAUUAUCAGGAAUUCGGCAUACUUUUAAAACUCUCUCGUUUAACUUCUAAUUUAAAUUGUUCAACCAAACUUGUGAUCGACGAUCAAACUCUUGAUAAGCUGACUUGUCUCAUUUUUGACCGUCUAGCAACUCUCUGUUUUUAUCAAAGUGAUAUCACUGUGUACAACCAUCCAUUCGUCUACCAUGCUUUAUUCAGCGAAGAACAAUCAGUAUCUGUAAAUAAUUGGUCCGAGUUUUUGUUGAAGCCUUUGGCAAAUUUUACAUAAAGAUCACUACUUUUCUUUCUUGUUUUAUUAAUUGUAUAUAUAUUUGAAGUGAUACUAGUUUGUUACACGAGUUCAUUUAUUUCAUAUGCGGUGGCGCUUCCAGUGUCUGUUAACCAUUUGCCAAGGUUAGAAGUGAGUAUAUGUAUAACGGGUAAUUUGAAAAGUAUAUUUAUUCUCAUUUGUAUGAUUGAUAAAUUGGAACAAUAGUUCAGGGCUUAAGGUGUCCGGCUUUUAGCUACUAAGUAGCAGUUCUGAACUUCACUCUUCGCACUUCAUUUUGGGCAACCGUUUAGUAUCACUAGCCCUAACACUUAAAGUAUGACUCUAAUUCAAUUACAUGAAUCUAAAUAAAACAGUUGCUGCUUUCAUCAAGUGUUGGAGUAUGUUACGGGAAUUACCAAUUUGAUAGUUCCAUAUAGUGAAAUGUAGUAUUCUGCUUACUACCAUGCAUAACCUGUGCUGUUUAGGGUUUUUUUGCGCACAAUCUCGAAGGUUUAAAAAAGAUCAAGUUCAAUGCAAUUGUUUAAACAUUAAUAAAGUGACUGCAUAAAAAGUAAGACAUUUAUGUUACUAACAUCGUC
Molecule: messenger RNA, 1820 nt
Organism: Schistosoma intercalatum
Lineage: Eukaryota; Metazoa; Platyhelminthes; Trematoda; Strigeidida; Schistosomatidae
Source: the annotation of a GenBank genome assembly